CAUAUAGGUGUAGACAUUUUUCUUCUGAAUCAUUUCUAGUUAAAAAGUUGAACGGGAAACUCCUGGUUGCGCGUCUUCUGCCGUGGUAUUUUUGUAUUUAUCAAGUGUGUUUUAAUUUAUAAAGCCGGGAAAUAAAAAUGACUAACCAAAACGGAAAUCAGCAAAAUGGCGACAACAACGAUGACCAAAUCACCGAGCCCGAGCAAUUCCGCAAGUUGUUCAUUGGCGGUUUGGAUUACCGUACAACCGACGACGGUCUAAAGUCUCAUUUUGAGAAAUGGGGACGUGUGGUCGAUGUUGUUGUUAUGAAGGAUCCCCGCACCAAGAAAUCACGUGGCUUUGGCUUCAUUACUUACUCAAAGUCAUCAAUGGUCGAUGAUGCCCAAAAUGCACGUCCACACAAAAUUGAUGGACGCGUUGUUGAACCAAAGCGUGCUGUGCCACGUCAAGAUAUUGAUAAUCCUAAUGCUGGAGCCACGGUAAAGAAAGUUUUCGUUGGUGGUCUUAAAGAUGAGCACGAUGAACAAUGUUUACGUGACUAUUUCAACAAAUAUGGAAACAUUGUCGAAGUCAAUGUAGUUAUGGACAAGGAAACCGGCAAGAAGCGUGGGUUUGCCUUUGUUGAAUAUGACGAUUACGAUCCCGUUGACAAGAUUGUAUUACAAAAAGCUCACACUAUUAAAAACAAAACUCUGGAUGUGAAAAAAGCAUUGCCAAAGAAUGAUAUGUCAGGUCCACAAGGCGGUAAUAUGGGACGCGGCGGUAACAUGGGCCGUGGUGGUAAUAUGGGUCGUGGCGGUAAUAUGGGCCGUGGCGGUAACAUGGGACGUGGUGGUAAUAUGGGAAAUCAAAAUGGAAUGGGUGGCGGCGGCAGCGGCGGUUGGGGUGGUAAUGGAAACUGGGGUGGAAACUUUAAUAAUGGUGGUGGUUUCAAUAACGGCCCCGGCGGUAACGGUGGUGGUUGGGGUGGAAAUAAUAUGGGUCCUUGGGAUAAUAACGGCGGCGGUGGUUGGAACAACGGUGGCAACUUUGGCGGUCCAAACAAUGGUGGCAAUAGUGGUAACUGGGGUAACGACGAUUUUGGGGGCGGCUAUCAACAAAGUUAUGGUGGUGGCCCACAACGUGGUGGAAACUUUGGAAACAAUCGUAUGCAGCCUUACGGCGGCAAAAAUAAUUUCGGAAGCAAUAUGGGAAACCAAGGAAAUUUCGGUAACAAUCCCGGAUUUAACAAUGGACCCAUGGGAGUAGGCGGUGGAAAUGCCGGCAAUAAUAGAAGAUAUUAAAAUGUGUUUUAAAAAUUUCCAGGUCCAAUAACAGUGUAUAAAAAUCCAUUCAGAAUGCAAACCAUACAGUUACAGUUUUACAACAGUUACAAAAUACAAAAAUAGUGUAAGGAUCAUUCUUAUCAAUUAUACACGUCCUCCUUCUCUAAGCCAUCAAUAUAUUCUUGAACAUAAGAGAUGAAGAGUUUUCUAAUCGCAUAGAAAUGUAUACCAGAAAAGUGAAGAGAAAGGUGAAGGAGGAGGGAUUAUUUGAGAAAAAUAACAGGAGUAUAAGAAGUUAUAUAGUGUGGACAAAGCUAAGAGGAAGAUGAAGAGGAGAAGUAAACGGCAGCGCAAUAACAUCUAACUACUAUGGAGAAAAAUUAUGAUUAAGAAUUGUUCUUCUAUAAGAGAGGAGAUAAUCCCUUCAAUAAAAGAAUUAGCUGAUAGUAGUAUAUGGAAGACAGUGAUUACAUAUGAAUAUUUCUUUGAGAAGAGAUGAAUACAGAUCAUUAGAGCUAACGUAAUUAUAUCUGUAUAUGCAGAAGAGUAUAGUACUGUAAGUCAUCUUUAGCUGUACGUUUUUUUCUUCGAAGGAACUUUGUCCAGUAUACUACCAUGAUUAUCAAAAAAAAAAAAAAAAAAAAGAUUUUUAUUACAUAAAAUAGAUACGACUUCCCCCCUAAUUGGAAAAUGUCAACCAACAACAUUUUAGAGUAUUCGCACGACGCAUGUAAUUCGUUCGUAUGUGCUUCAUAUUAAGUCAUAAGAAAAAAUAUAAUUUGAGGCAAUUUCUCUGCCUCUGUAGUAGAUUUUAAGCAGUCUCAUUAAAGCAUAGCCAUUAAGUUUUUUAGACUUACAAAAUUUGUGGCAAUUCUUAUUUUAAAUUAUAUAAUUACAAAACUAGAAAUAGAAGAACAAGAUCAACUUUUGAAGAAGGCUAUCAGAGAUCCUAAUUAAUUUCCUAUGCAUUCAACUCUGUGUAUUAGUGAACUCCAAUUAGCUAAUUAUAUGUGUGUUAGUAUUUGACGAAGAAAUUCUAAUGUAAACAACAAUUACAUAUUGUUGUGUGUUUCUUUUUUACAAUGCUAUAAAGUUUAAUAUUGUGUAAGACUUCUAAUACAAGAUUUGACUUCAGAUUUUUAGCCACAUUAUAUUUAAAAGAAAAAGAAGAGAACAAAUAUAUGUACAUAUUUAUUUACAUUACGAAAAAAUGUAACAAACAUA
This is a messenger RNA of Musca domestica (house fly), 2489 nucleotides long. Its product is annotated as heterogeneous nuclear ribonucleoprotein A1-like. The coding region runs from base 138 to 1283 and encodes 381 amino acids. Lineage: Eukaryota; Metazoa; Arthropoda; Insecta; Diptera; Muscidae. Gene Ontology annotation, molecular function: RNA binding. The transcript has 5 exons. The record is from RefSeq and is a predicted model, not a curated record.